GAAGGUUGAAGGGUCACCUGCGAUCAAAAGAAGGGGAGUAACUUCUCAGGGUCUGUGGGGGACGCGAAUACAAAGCCGUGUCGUAGACCAUAGAAAAUCUCACUCUUUACGCCUUUCCACCUGACCGUGGCAUCUCAAAGCUUUGUGUGAAUUAGUGAUGGUGCAUCACCUCCGAAAGUCUAGACUUGGAUGGACGAUAAAGAAACAUGUUUGUUUAUAUAUUUAAACCACAGUAUUAAAAUUUGCAGGUUCCGGUCAAUAGCCUAGAUCGUGUUGCUGUUGCGUGUGCAUUAAAGCGAACCAGACCAGGAAAUGUUCCAGCAAAAUGACAGCCAUUUGAAUUGUAGGCCUAUCGUUAAAUUAUUUGAAAUUCACGUUGAUAUUUACAUGUGGCCAUAUUGAAUUUGCUUAUCGAUCUUUAUUCUGGAUUCAGUUAUUCGAAACACGUUGAUGCGGUCUGUGCAUUGCUAGAUUAUUGCGACUGUGAGACAGACUAUAACAUCCCGCCGCAGACACGCUCAGUCAGUGCUUGCCACAUAAUGGCUACCCGUCGCACAUUUUUCAGGAUCUUGAUGUCCGAGCUCGGGAAGUAAUUGAUUUCCCACAGAGAUGUUUGGCCCCGUGUUAAGCUGUUCGGACAGGACGACUGUGGGCCUCAUCGUUCCUUUGAUGUCUUUACAAUGUUUGUCCAGUUGCUUAGCGCAGGGUGUUCCUUAAUAAAACUCUUAAGACGCUGGACGUGUAUGGGGGGCGGUCAAAGGGCUGCCCUUUCUGACUCCUGGAACAUAAGGACCAGAUUCGCUCUUUUCACGUUUGCGCCAUACUCGAGCACAGCUUCGUCCUGUUACUCUCAAAGCCAGCAGGAAACGCUUUACUAGUCGAAUUUAUCGUACCUGUUUUAAAAUUAUUUGUCAUUUGAAGCAAUUCCUCGCGUCGUACACCGAAGCUUUGGAGUUUUGUUGUCCGGACAAAUAUUUUACAUUUUCCAGCGGAGGCUACGAGAGAGGUGAAUUUAAUGCGGGACAAUAGUCAAUGUACUCAAUGUGAAGCCGCUUUGGAAAACAGUUCAUCUCAGCGUGCAACAAAUUGGCCAUUGUAUAUAUGUUACGGUAUAAUCAUAUACAUGCUCGUGAACAAAUGCUUUAUUUGUUGUAGCAGCAGGAGUUAUGCAAUUAGUUAGCGCUUGGUGGCGAAGUAAACAUUUUGCAACAGGUUUAAAAUGAGCAGAGUCCUCAAUCAUCGGGAGAAAAAGGCUGAUCUUUAUGCUGAUGCACAUUGGAUACAAACUGUGAAUUCUGGUGGAAUAACGAUUGGGGUACUUGGUUUGCCUGCUUUUUUAUUUUGGGUUUUCAUCUGCUCUUUGCCAACACAAACUUUCGGCGCAAGUCUGUCUGGAUCUAAAGCCGAUCACCCGGGUGUUUGUCCGAACAAGUUGAAUGCUAACCUGUGGGUUGAUGCGCAGAGCACCUGCGAACGGGAGUGUCUUGUAGACCAGGAUUGUGCAGGAUUUGAGAAGUGUUGCACCAAUGUAUGUGGACUGCGCAGCUGUGUGGCUGCUCGCUUCUCUGACGGCUCCUCUGCACAGACAGACGGUCAGGGUAGAGGGGAGGGCGCAGGAGGGAGAGGCAAUCCUGCCAGCUGCCAUGGCUUUGUAUGCAGCCAGCAAGGGUCCACGUGCGACGUGUGGGAGGGCCAGCCGAUCUGCAAGUGCCAGGACCGCUGCGAGAAGGAGCCAAGCUUUACGUGUGCCUCUGAUGGGCUGACCUACUUCAAUCGCUGCUACAUGGACGCAGAGGCCUGCAUUAGGGGAGUCACUCUGACUGUGGUCACCUGCCGCUAUCACUUGGCCUGGCCACACACCAGCCCCCUGCCAAUGGACACAACCGCACAUCCAACACCUACCUCAUCACUGGAGGAUCCACUCCCACCCACGCUCUAUAGCAACCCCAGCCACCAGUCAGUCUACCUAGGGGGCACAGUCAGCUUUCACUGUGAUGUCAUAGGAAUCCCAAAGCCGGACGUUACCUGGGAGAAACAAACCGAGCGUCGCGAGAGCCUCAUUAUGAGACCCGAUCAAAUGUAUGGCAACCUGGUCAUCACAAACAUUGGCCAGCUGGUAAUCUACAACGCCCAGGCCCGGGACACUGGCAUCUAUACGUGCACCGCCCGCAACUCGGCUGGGAUCCUGCGCGCAGAUUACCCGCUGUCUGUCAUCCGCCGCUCCGAGGACGACCUCUCGGAGGACGCCGAAAUGAGCAUACCUAUGGGGCGCCCCUUCUCCCCAGCCGACUGCUUGGCGGAGGUGGACAGGCGAGAAUGCGGCGAGCGCCACGUGGACUGGUACUACGACAGUAAGCGCGGCACCUGCCUGGCGUUUACCAGCGGGGGGUGCGAAGGCAGCAGGAACCGCUUUGAGACCUACGAGGAGUGUCGCGCAUCAUGCCAGCGGGAGGGCAUGGGCAUGUGCUCCCUGCCUGCAGUUCAGGGGCCCUGCAAGGCCUGGGAGGCUCGCUGGGCGUACAACGCCCUUAUAAAGCAGUGUCAAGCCUUUGCUUACGGUGGCUGCCAGGGCAACCCCAACAGCUUCCGUACCCGGGCAGAAUGCGAGGCCAACUGCCCGCAGCCCAAGAGCCGGCCCUGUAAGACCUGCAGGGCCAAGGGCAAAAUCGUACCCAACCUGUGCCGAAGCGACUUUGCCAUCGUGGGGCGGCUGACUGAGCUGAUCGAGGACCUGGACUCCGGAAUUGCUCGCUUCAGCCUGGAAGAGGUCCUGCGCGACGAGAAGAUGGGCCUGUCCUUCUUCAAUACACGCCACCUGGAAGUGACGCUGGCCAAGAUGGACUGGAGCUGCCCCUGUCCCAACAUCACCAUGGAGGAGGGCCCCCUUCUGGUCAUGGGUGAGGUUCAGGACGGCAUGGCUGUGAUCCAACCAGACAGCUACGUGCGCCCCAUUACUGACCGCCGUUUGAAGAAGAUUCACGAGGUACUGGAGAAGAAGACUUGCGAGUUGCUCCAGCGCUUCCAGGAUUAGGACUAAUCCUGCCAGGCAAUGCUGCCAUCUGCUGAAACUGUGGGUAUCUACCGCACACAGCCUGGUGCUGACUGCUCAAGCUGAAAUUACUUAUGUAUUUGAGACUAAAAUUGAAAAUUAAUUUAUGCAAAUGCAAUAACGCAACAUUUUUGAAUCAGUAUGUUCAUUAAGUGAGGCUUACAUAUUUGUCAGUGGUAUUGCUAUAUUGAAUAGGCUUGUUUCUUUUUAGUAGUGUGCCACAAUACGAUUUAUAAGGUUUCUAUUUUGUGUAAACCCAGAGAUACACUGAUGUUUAAAGUGAUGUGAUCACACAAAGGAUAGUCAAACAUUAUAGAAUGCAUAGGGUAUGAAAGACUCCUGUAGAGGUGCUGUAAUGUGUAUAUAUACUAGAUGUAUGUUUGUAUUAUCUACCUCCAACUCAAAAGCUUUGUUUACCAACACUGUGCUCCUUUUCAUGUCCGUUUUGUCCAUUUCUUCCUCAAUUUUAAAAUUGGUGCAGUUCAGAUUGACCUUAACCAAGAAUAAUUGUAGGUUUCUAUGAAAAAAGUAUUACACCACCCUUGGAACACACCUUACAUUUGUUUGCCCAUGGCUGCAACAUUCUAGCAAUAUUUAGGAGCAAAAUGGCAUACAGACAAAUGACUGCAGAAAAUAAAGACAAUACUAAAUAACUGCA
This is a messenger RNA of Anguilla anguilla (European eel), 3707 nucleotides long. RefSeq names its product WAP, follistatin/kazal, immunoglobulin, kunitz and netrin domain containing 1 (gene wfikkn1). NCBI's taxonomy places the organism in Eukaryota, Metazoa, Chordata, Actinopteri, Anguilliformes, Anguillidae. The record is from RefSeq and is a predicted model, not a curated record. The coding region runs from base 1220 to 3031 and encodes 603 amino acids. Gene Ontology annotation, molecular function: serine-type endopeptidase inhibitor activity; protein binding. Gene Ontology annotation, cellular component: extracellular region. The transcript has 2 exons.